AUGAAGCUGGUGAGGAAGGACCUGGAGAAGGACAACGCGGGGCAGGUGACGCUGAUCCCCGAGGAGGCCGAGGACAUGUGGCACACGUACAACCUGCUGCAGGUGGGUGACAGCCUGAGGGCCUCCACCAUCCGGAAGGUGCAGACCGAGUCGGCCACGGGCAGCGUGGGCAGCAACCGCGUCCGCACCACCCACUUCGACUCGCAGGCCUGCCAGCUGCGGGUCAAGGGCACUAACAUCCAGGAGAACGAGUAUGUCAAGAUGGGAGCUUACCACACCAUCGAGCUGGAGCCCAACCGGCAGUUCACGCUGGCGAAGAAGCAGUGGGACAGCGUGUUGCUGGAGCGCAUCGAGCAGGCGUGUGACCCGGCCUGGAGCGCCGAUGUGGCAGCCGUGGUCAUGCAGGAAGGGUUGGCUCACGUCUGCUUGGUCACCCCCAGCAUGACGCUUACCCGUGCCAAGGUAGAGGUGAACAUCCCCCGCAAGAGGAAAGGGAACUGCAGUCAGCACGACAAGGCCCUGGAGAGGUUUUACGAGCAGGUGGUGCAAGCCAUCCAGAGGCAUAUCAACUUUGAGGUGGUGAAGUGUGUGCUGGUGGCUAGCCCAGGCUUCGUGCGGGAGCAGUUCUGUGACUACAUGUUCCAGCAGGCAGUCAAGACUGACAACAGACUUCUGCUGGAGAACAGAUCCAAGUUCCUACAGGUUCACUCUUCCUCGGGACACAAAUACGCACUGAAGGAAGCACUCUGCGACCCAGCUGUAACUAGUCGUCUUUCUGACACUAAGGCAGCUGGUGAGGUCAAAGCCUUAGAUGACUUCUAUAAAAUGCUGCAGCACGAGCCUGACCGGGCCUUUUAUGGUCUAAAACAUGUGGAGAGGGCAAAUGAAGCUAUGGCCAUUGACACCUUGUUGAUCAGUGAUGAGCUCUUUCGGCACCAGGACGUGGCUACACGUGCCCGAUAUGUUAAAUUGGUAGAUAGCGUACGGGAGAACAUGGGCACAGUACGCAUUUUCUCCAGCCUUCAUGUGUCUGGAGAGCAGCUUGGCCAGUUGACAGGGGUAGCAGCCAUCCUGCGCUUUCCUGUUGCUGAGCUCUCUGACCAGGAAGAUGAAUCUAGCUCUGAAGAGGAUUGAUAACUGUGACUUCAUUCCGUAGUUUCUUUUCCAAGUCAUGUGGAAAUGCCAUUUAAAGUCCCUCACUUCCUAUGUACUGUGUGCAGAUGUUCCAUGACACGUAAUUGAAAGUUCUUUAAUAACAGACAUAUACAGUAUAUAGCUCUGCUCAGUACAGGGCUCGAUAUCUGUUCUAUGGUAA
Molecule: messenger RNA, 1315 nt
Organism: Acanthisitta chloris (rifleman)
Lineage: Eukaryota; Metazoa; Chordata; Aves; Passeriformes; Acanthisittidae
Gene: PELO
Product: pelota homolog (Drosophila)
Biological process (GO): nuclear-transcribed mRNA catabolic process, non-stop decay; RNA surveillance; nuclear-transcribed mRNA catabolic process, no-go decay
Cellular component (GO): cytoplasm
Source: RefSeq, a predicted model, not a curated record